Cyclocybe aegerita is the source of this 2139-nucleotide messenger RNA. NCBI's taxonomy places the organism in Eukaryota, Fungi, Basidiomycota, Agaricomycetes, Agaricales, Hemipholiotaceae. The record is from the annotation of a GenBank genome assembly.
AUGAACAACACUACGAUUCUGAGUGACUGCUUCUCGGCGCAAACCAUACCAGGACACUACAAGAACAACGAAUUGAAUCCUGAUGUCGGCGGGUUCGCGGUUGGCCUCUCGAACAUAGUAAUCAACAUUGUACUGCCAAUUCUCCUUCGUUGGGCACACGACGACGUGCAGACGACCGUGGUGAUGCUCCUUUCUCAAGUAUACCCAAUCAUGAUCGCCACAGCAGGGAGUAUCAACAGCACCAACCUCAGUCUCUUCGAUGCCCAUUUUGCCGUUGCCGUCACUGCGUCGCCCAUCUCCGUGUACUUGGUAUACUCAGCCUUUCGAGAUUUCCUGGGCCACCAUAACUCCCUCUUCGAGAAUCUGCGCACCGGGAAGACCAUCAUACGUUACCUUUCACUUGCACUACCUUUCUUGUGGCUGGGAAUUAACCUGACAAUUUCCUUCUCACCUCGGGCCUUCAAGAACAGCCCUGACUAUUGUCGAGGCAUGACUUUCACCCGUUGGUUUGAGUUCCAAGCUGUCUCCAACUUCAUAGGCGUUCUUGACGUCAUGGGCCGUCGUGAUAUUUGGAACGACCUCCAAGGGAGGGGCGGAUUAGGCGCCAUAGCUUUGGCAAGUAUGUGGGUUUGGGCGAUUUAUAUAGUGAGACACAGAUACGACAUCCUGGACGAAUUAGUUUAUCGGAAGGAAAGACAAUCCAAGAGAAGCACCCUUGCGAAGAUUUGGUAUCGUGUUUGGAAUAUCCCAGCUGCUUCAUGGUUCGUUGUCACUACGUCUCAUCCUUGGAUGAUUUUUGUCAUUAUCAUGUGUCUACACUGGAGUUGGGUGCUCGGCAUUGCGAAAGGCAUGACAAGCAGCCAGCAAUAUGAGUUGUCGUACGGCCAGAUCAUGUCUCUUUUCUCGACUGUGCCUCCCAUCCUCGCGCUUUGCAAACUACUCAACUUGCGAUACAGAAACUUGGUCGACUUCAUGAAGACACUCCCUUUCCAAUUUUGUGUGGGUGCAAAGUUCCUUCUGAUGGGCUCUCCGAACCCGUGGGAUUUCUACGAGGCCCAUGGGGAGUUGCCCAGAAGGCUUGUUGCUGUCUGGCCUCUGGAUCAGGUUUGGAGCAUUGUGGUUGCGCUAUGGCUAGGCUUCACAUCCCUCGAUGCCUGGUGGGUUUACUGGUAUGUCAGAUCCGGGAGUAUGCCCAAUCCUCGGACCAAAGUGAAUGACCCGCACAGAGCCUGGAAGCCUUUCUCAGUGGCUAUGUAUACCUACGGCUACUGCAUCUGCUACGUCAACAUAUACAUUUGGACUGUAUUUUACGAUGGGAAUUAUUCUUUGACUGGCAAAUUUGGCUCCUGGCUCUCAUGCCUGAGGGAGACACUCAGCCACCGUCAACGGAACUUGCUGCGUGCUCUCAAAUUUAUGAUUAUUCCUCUGGCCUUCGUAAUGUGCUGCGGUGGCCUCUUCAUCCCCUUUGCAGCACUCCCUUUGGCGCAGCAGUAUCAAUGGUCCAGAUUCUGUGAACGUUACCCAUUCGAGGGUGAAGUCAUCCUAACAGGUGCCACGAAUCCAGGCCUAAAGUCCACAGCGACCUUUUUCUAUAGCGGAUCGAGCACCUUCCGCGAACGAUACUUCGAUUAUUCUAUAGUCCCCAACGAAACCUUUUCCCUGCAGACCCUCAUCUUCAAUCCCAAGACGUCGCCUAGCCCGAAUCGGCCUCAAGUUGUCAGUGUCGCAUAUAACACCAGCGAGCAGAGUUUCGAAGCUCGGUGCACUGUUAGUCAAAACGCUUCGAUGACGGCAUUGUGCGCUUUCGGGACCUGGACCAAGAAGAAAUAUCUCUCGUUCAGAAUUCAAGAUGCCCACAACAAUUCGAUCACAUACCUUCGUACUGUCGACGAAGAGUGGGAAUUCUCAGACGACGCCCCCAGUCUUGUCCUCAAGCAUCAAGGUUUCGAUAACACUAACGACCUCGGCGGCGUUGUCCUCCAGACAGCUGUGACGCAGCGAAACUAUUGCUACCGCUUGAAGACCUGUUUGGCCUCCCCAGAGGCGGAUGUGGCAACGGUGGUUCCUCUGGGAGUUAUUCUCCUGACCCAACAAACCUUUGCUGGAUAUUGCACUCGUCCCAGAAUCUACGCCUUAUGA